GAGUGUCAGGUAUCUCAGUCAUUGAAGCUGAAAAUCCUGUCGGGCUGCUCGCUGAUUCUCUCGUCUCUCACUCAAAAGAAAAUUCGAAAACAAGAAAGAAAAUCAGAAAAGAAGCGCGUGCCGCGUGCGGGGGAUGAGGACAGCGGCCCGCCGCUCCUAGGGAUUCUCCGGGAGGUGGACGCUUUGGACGCCGCAGGUGCAGAGUUCCAUGCUAAGGCAGCCAUCAUAGCCGGCCAUGGCUCCAAAGAGUGGCGCUAACAGCUCACCCAACACGGUGACACCCAGCACAGCGGCCAACGGCACCACCACCACUGCUCCAGGUGUCUUCGACGAGCUGCUUAACAAGAUCCCACUGCCAAGAUGGGCCAUUUUCACAAUCGCUGCAGUCGCCGCCCUGCUGCUCCUCCUCUGCUGCCUCUGCAUUUGCGUCAAGUGCUGCUGCAAGGACAAGGCGAAGAAGAAGAAGAAGGACAAGAUCAAGCUGAAGGGCGUCACGGGCACCACCACAGCGGCAUUGGUCCAGCCGGGCGUGGAAGAUCUCGAUUACGGCUCCAGUAACAAGCGCAGGGGCAGACUGCAGUACUCGCUGGAGUACAGCUUCACCAAACAGGAGCUCAAUGUUGGGCUUAAGGAAGCAGCUGAACUGCUGGCCAUGGAUUCUGGUGGGACAUCAGACCCCUACGUGAAGGUGUACAUCAUGCCGGGCAAAGCAAAGACCUGUGAGACCAAAGUGCUGCGGAAAACGCUGAACCCCGUCUUCAACGAGAACUUCAAGUUUGAGCUCCCGGCGAACGAGGCCCCCGAGUCCACGCUGGUGAUGGUGGUGUUCGACUUCAACAGGUUCAGCAAGCACAGCACCAUCGGCGAGCUGAGGAUUCCGCUCGACAGCAUCGACCUGAACCAGGUCAUCGAGGACUGGGGCGAGCUGACGGAAGCGUCCAAAUCGGAGCAAGAGAAUCUGGGCGACAUCUGCUUCUCUCUACGCUACGUCCCAACUUCCAGCAAACUGACGGUGGUCAUCCUGGAGGCCAGAAACCUCAAGAAGAUGGACAUCAACGGGAUGUCAGAUCCUUACGUGAAGAUGCAGCUGAUAUUAGACAAGAAAAAGUGGAAGAAGAAGAAGACCUCGGUGAAGAAGAAUACACUGAACCCUUACUUUAACGAGUCAUUUUCUUUCGAAGUCCCAUUUGAACAAAUACAGAACAUACAGCUGGUGAUCUCCGUGUGGGACUACGACAAAAUGACCAAAAACGACGCCAUCGGCAAGAUCUUCUUAGGCUGCAACGCGUCGGGCAAUCAGCUGCAGCACUGGUCUGACAUGCUGUCCAACCCGCGGCGGCCCAUCGCCCAGUGGCACACCCUGCAGUCGGUCGAGGAGGUCGACACGGCCCUGGGACUCCGCAGCAAGUUCAACCUGCCGCUCAUCGGCAAAAAGUUUUAGAGGCUGCCCGCCUCGCCCGACCUUUAAUUUAAUUUCUAUUUCAUGUUUUUCACGGAUGGAAUUUAUAAGCAGCUGGCUCAGAUCCCACUUCUGCCCCCAAGAAACUCGAGCUGGGUGCUUCAGAGAGCCUCGAUUUGGUGUGAACUCUUAAACGGUGGCGCUAUAUAACAUGAUGGAGCUCUGAAUUGUCUCUGCCUGAUGACUACCUGGUGAGCACUGUGGCCCACGGGCCACCAGACUGGAUGGGACAAUCGCGCCUCGUAUGACAGCAGGACAAGCCGCUCCGCCCGCCGCACUCUCUUGUACUGUACACUUUAUUAUAGUGCGCUUUAUCAAAUCUGCAUUGUUCGUUUGCCUUUGUAUGUGCUGUGCUUGUGCUGUGUUGUCCCAGCCUAUUUAUUUUUUAAAUUCUGCUUAUUUACUGUUAUCACGUGACACCAUUUUGUUUACCCGCUAACGUGUUCAUUCAUGGUGUCGUCUGGCAUUGAAAUCCCACCGCUGCCACCCUGCUUGGUGCUCGACUAAACUCUCACUGUGUGUCUGAGCCCCAUCUGUGCAGUGGGUAGGCGCGUGACCAGCUGGUGGCGUGUUUGCCACAUCAGAACUCAGAGCCUAUUUAAGAUGGAGGCAUCAGGUGUCUGUAAAGAUGUUGCCUGCUGAUUUCUCUAAAUUAUGAAUGACAGCUAAUCAAGAGCUCUGACUUUUUGAUCUGAGGUGGUCCCGCCCUUAUUUUUGACCCCUUGGCUGUGGUUUCUUGACUUGCCCUUAGACUUCACCUCUUGCUCUUUAGUUAUUUAAGUUUGGUGUCUUAAUUUCAUGUCCAUUGGUGCCCCUCCAGAUUGAGCAAUGAGAUGCCGUCAAUGGCACACAAAGGGGUGUGGAGGUUUUCAUAGGCUUAAUACCCACCAGGGACCCCCACACACACCCACCACUACCACCGUACAGCCCCUAUCGUGUCUGCAUGCUGUGCUUUUAGUUAUGUGGGCGGGGCUAUCAGGCGCCUAGUGGGAGGGGCCAAGCAGCCAUGUGAUCAUGUGUUAAGAACAGCGAAUCAAUAAAGGCAAUUCAAAAUGU
Erpetoichthys calabaricus (reedfish) is the source of this 2515-nucleotide messenger RNA. RefSeq names its product synaptotagmin VIII (gene syt8). Gene Ontology annotation, molecular function: calcium-dependent phospholipid binding; syntaxin binding; calcium ion binding. Gene Ontology annotation, biological process: synaptic vesicle endocytosis; cellular response to calcium ion; calcium ion-regulated exocytosis of neurotransmitter. The transcript is spliced from 9 exons. Gene Ontology annotation, cellular component: synaptic vesicle membrane; dense core granule; axon. The coding region runs from base 236 to 1441 and encodes 401 amino acids. NCBI's taxonomy places the organism in Eukaryota, Metazoa, Chordata, Cladistia, Polypteriformes, Polypteridae. The record is from RefSeq and is a predicted model, not a curated record.